Molecule: messenger RNA, 585 nt
Organism: Melitaea cinxia (Glanville fritillary)
Lineage: Eukaryota; Metazoa; Arthropoda; Insecta; Lepidoptera; Nymphalidae
Gene: Achi
Product: homeobox protein TGIF1-like
Exons: 5
Coding region: 1-585 (194 amino acids)
Biological process (GO): regulation of transcription by RNA polymerase II
Molecular function (GO): DNA-binding transcription factor activity, RNA polymerase II-specific; RNA polymerase II cis-regulatory region sequence-specific DNA binding
Source: RefSeq, a predicted model, not a curated record
AUGUUACCACCUACGGCCGGGAUAGCGCAAAUACGUGACCGGACCGAAAUGGCAUAUCAGCAACGACGUGACGUGCGAGAAAUAACUAGAGACAUUAUCAGAGAAGCUCGCAUUUCAAACAGACAAUCCAUGUCGCCUGGAGCUCGCGACAGAUUCCCAUCGACUUCUUCAACAGAUGACAACGAGUCUGGCACGGACGGUGAGGCUGACCGGUCCAGAGGCCGCGCCAGUCUCUCCCACGUUCACCCCGGACCACCACCGGGCGGGAUAAUAGUCCGCAAACGACGCGGGAACCUACCCAAACAUUCUGUCAAAAUACUCAAACGCUGGCUAUAUGAACAUCGGUACAAUGCGUACCCCAGCGACGCCGAGAAACUAACGCUUAGUCAAGAGGCUAAUUUGACUGUAUUGCAGGUAUGCAACUGGUUCAUAAACGCGCGUCGUCGCAUCCUACCCGAGAUGAUACGUCGGGAAGGCCACGACCCCCUUCACUAUACGAUAUCUCGUCGAGGUAGAAAGCAACUGGGAAAUGAAAGUGUAGAUUCCCUUGCUAAGGCGGCUACUGUGUCCGGAGGUCUUAGCUAA